Molecule: messenger RNA, 3597 nt
Organism: Caretta caretta (loggerhead turtle)
Lineage: Eukaryota; Metazoa; Chordata; Testudines; Cheloniidae
Gene: OPN5
Product: opsin 5
Biological process (GO): visual perception; G protein-coupled receptor signaling pathway
Cellular component (GO): membrane
Molecular function (GO): G protein-coupled receptor activity
Source: RefSeq, a predicted model, not a curated record
AAUCUGUACGUGAGUGGCAUGGCAUCAAAUCACAGCACUUCGCCCCAAGAUGACCAUCUUCCUCAUUACCUCCAGGAUGAAGACCCCUUUGCAUCAAAACUCUCUAGGGAAGCUGACAUAGUAGCUGGAUUUUAUUUAACAAUAAUUGGGGUUCUUUCAACUUUUGGGAAUGGCUAUGUUCUUUUUAUGUCCUUGAAACGGAAAAAGAAGCUCAGACCCGCUGAGAUAAUGACUGUCAAUUUAGCCGUGUGUGACUUGGGGAUUUCAGUUGUAGGAAAACCAUUUAGUAUUAUUUCCUUCUUCUCUCACCGAUGGGUGUUUGGCUGGCUGGGCUGUCGUUGGUAUGGAUGGGCCGGCUUCUUCUUUGGCUGUGGGAGCCUUAUCACCAUGACAGCUGUCAGCCUGGAUAGAUACCUGAAAAUUUGUCAUUUAACUUAUGGAACCUGGCUUAAGAGACAUCAUGCCUUUAUCUGCCUGGCAAUAAUUUGGGCCUAUGCUACAUUCUGGGCUACUGUGCCAUUUGCUGGUUUGGGGAACUAUGCUCCUGAGCCAUUUGGAACCUCGUGCACUCUGGAUUGGUGGCUGGCUCAAGGUUCAGUGGCUGGACAGGCAUUUAUUCUGAAUAUUCUUUUCUUCUGCCUCUUGCUCCCAACUGCAGUGAUUGUGUUUUCCUAUGUUAAAAUCAUUGCAAAAGUCAAGUCUUCUGCCAAAGAAGUUGCUCAUUAUGACACCAGGAUUCAAAACAGCCAUGUACUGGAAAUUAAAUUGACCAAGGUGGCAAUGUUGAUCUGUGCAGGAUUUCUAAUUGCCUGGAUUCCAUAUGCCGUGGUAUCCGUAUGGUCAGCUUUUGGACAGCCAGAUUCAGUGCCCAUUCAAGUUUCAGUCAUCCCAACCUUGCUUGCAAAAUCGGCAGCUAUGUACAACCCAAUUAUUUACCAGGUCAUUGAUUGUAAAUUUUCCUGUUGCCGCUCAUUGCAGAAGAAGAGCUCCUUGAAGAAAUCCAGGCUGUAUACGAUAUCUGGAAAUAGAGAGCCAACAGAAAUGAACGAAACCCACCUGGAGUUGUGACAGCAGAUGGACAGGUGUAUGGAAACAUGCUGACAAUCAUUUUCUUCUCAACUUCUUCCUUUGCAAAUUAGUUAAAAUACAGUGGCAGAUUUAUUUUGGUAUUUCUUUUCCCCUCUAACCUACAUACCAUGUGAUUUUUCACCCUAUCUGGAGUAUCAACAUUAGAGCUGGGCAAAUAGAAGAAGAAAAUAUAGAGAAUAUUCAUUUCAAUUAAAACUAUGAAUUCACAUUGGCCGGAUUCAUAACCCUUUUUAUUUAUUUUCUGUGCACAUUCAUAUGAAUGACUCUUUUUCUUCAUGGAAAGUGAGGGUCUCAUGAGUACCCAUGCUAUGCAUUUGUAAGGCUAUCUUGAAAUCGCUUGAUUUCCCUCUUCCUGUUUAUCAACUUUAUCCAAUCCAAGGAACAGAAUCCUUGAAGGAAAGGCAACAUUUAAGAGAGAAGUUCAGCUAAUAGCCUGUUUGAGAUGAGUUGUUACACCCAGACUAUAGUAGACGUGGUGCUUUUAUCAUAUUGUCAUUCCACAGCUGCACUAUAAACAGUUCUUACUGUAUCGGUUGAUUUUCAGACAAGGGACUGAAAAGUGUAUGUUGUAGAUCCUGGGCUGGGUACAAGGGAAAAUACAAUUUCCCCUUUUAAAAUAGCUAAGUAAGGAAAUGAGUUGAGGAAGUUCUGGAAGAGCCUUGUGGUAGGCUUUUCUAGGGAACCUGGGAUUCCUCUCCGCCUUCCCCCCCCGAAUAAUUUCAGUAUGACCAACACUACAUUUUGCACAGUGCAACCUACUGACAGCCAAAUCCAGAAAGUGGGCUUCCAUUUGGCAAUGAAACGAUUCUGCAGCUCUUAAUCAGUCCUUACUCAUGUCCAUGGAUGUUUAGCCUAACUAAGGACUGACUGCGACCUGCAGAUUGUGGCCCUACAAAUAGAGAUUUGUUAUAUCAGAGUUCAUGAUAGUGGUAAGAGUUACCAGCAUUCUGACCAAAUUCCAACAAGGUUGGUUUCAUGGUUCCUGCCUAAAUUUCUCCUUCAAUUUCAAACUUUUCUUCUUCACUUCUUGCCCUGAACAAUUAGCUAAAUAGCUGUUGUGUCACCCCAGAGGUGGCUGCAUUUUGGUGAUAGAUGAAGCAUGUGUUCAAGUGCAGUCCUAGAUAGAGAUGUUUUCCUGAUUCAGGGCCUGAAGCAUUAAGUGUAUAAUACUCUAAUUUAAAUACCGGUAACUUAUGUAAACCCUAAUAAGGCCUUGUAGCUCUCAUCCAAUUAAUAGAUUUUAAGGCAAGAUGGAACUAUUAGAUUAUCUAUUCUAUUACAGGCCAUGGUAUUUCACCUAUUUACCCCUGCACUGAGCACAACAAUUUGUGUUGGACUAAAGCACAUCUUCCAGAAAGACAUCCAGUCUUGAUCUGAAGAUGAUAAGAGAUGGAGAAUCCACCACUUCCCUUUCUUGCUUGUUCCAAUGGUUGAUCAUGCUCACCUUUAAAAAUAAAAUUCAUAUUUCACAAGGACAGUGUAUGAAAAUCUUAUAAAACUUCCUCAUAAGAUCCACACUUGUGAUUGUUGUAAUCUGGGCUGGGAUCCAAAUACUUGAGUCAAAUUACUGAAAAAAUAAAAGCAAGUCAGUAUGAAUGAGUGUGAAAUAUGACUCUGAAAGACCUUUUUAUGAUAUUUUCAGUAAUUCAGUGUCUUAGCUAUGUUAAGGAACUUCUUGGUUUUAUGCAUAAAUAUUAACACAAAUGCUGAAUAAAUAUUAUAAAUAAUAUUAUACAUUUACAUAUCUCAUUAGAUGCCUUAUAUGCACACUCAGAUUAAACUGUCCUAAUUCAAAGUGAUGUCAGGUAAAGUCAUAAAAACUUAAACUUGCUUCCAAUGCCUCCUGGAUAAAGAAAAUUAUUGAAUUCCAGUCCUAAACAGGACAGCAUUAUCCUUUAAUAUUCACCUAUCUUGGGCACCUCAGUUGGCUCAGUGAGAUCUAGCCCUGCUGUCUAUUUCAAGGUUACAGUUCAGCUUGCAGAUGGUAAAGUCACACAGACCAUAUGGAUGUGAAGACUUUUUGAUUAGCUUGUUAUGUAGACAUAGACAAUGGAGAAAAUGGAACCCCAACAUAAAGUUGUAAGUACUUCCCGUACAGAUUUCAAAGGCUACUGAAAGCUCAUCUUGGAAGGAUUAGCUUUUUAUCCGUAAACGUCGAUUUCACCAUAUCCACAUAAACCAACGAAAAAAAUGUUUCCAUAGAUGACAUUUACAGAUAGGCAAAGUAAGAAAAUUGUUGUUUGAGAAUUUAUUAGUGUUUGAUUUAAGGAUAUUGACUUUGUAUAUUUUGACAUGUGAUGCUGACAAUUUGUGUUUUAACAGUUAUAACUUUAACUUUUUUAAUCUCGAUAUGUAUUGUUAAACAAUUCCUAUCUGAUCCCUGUACUUCCUGGCCCUUCCCCUAAUUUCCCACAAUGGUGAACAUUUAAAUUGAUAAAAAUAGAAAAAAAUGCUUAAAACCCAUAAUUUUGUAUAUCUGUAAAAAUGUAAAAUGAUAAAAGGCUUAAC